AUGCCACCGCAACAUCCCUCCCUCCGCGUGGGGCUCCUGUGUAGCAUCCUAACGGCCCUCUAUGCUUCCAAUGCGAUAGCCACACAGGAUUAUUCGGACGAUUUCGACGUUCUGAAAUACGUUGAUCCUUUGAUUGGCACCGCGAAUGGAGGCCAUGUAUUUGCGGGCGCGACUUUGCCAUUUGGCAUGGCCAAAGCCGUGGCGGACACAACGGGGGAGAAUCAGGCUGGCUUCGCUUAUGAUACGAAGGUCGUGACCGGUUUCUCACACAUGCAUGAUUCUGGGACUGGCGGCGCCCCAUCAAUGGGAAAUUUUCCAAUCUUCGCGCAAGGAAAUUGCCCGCAUGACGAUAUCAACCAGUGCAAAUGGCAACAAUCGGACAGAGAAGCUGUGUGGGACAGAGAGUCCCCCGAAGCUCGCCCAGGAUAUUUCAGCAUUUCAUUGGCGAAUGGCGUCCACGCGGAAAUGACAACCACAAAUCGAUCUGCUUUAUAUCGGUUCACCUUCAAUGAAACUUCCAGUCAGCCACUCAGUCCAGUGGUCCUUCUAGAUUUGAUGGAUUUACCUCGGUCUCGAAGAAGUGGAAGUGCCGACGUGGACCGAUCGACUGGCCGUCUCACGGGAAGUGGCACUUUCAGCCCAAGCUUUGGUAUUGGCAGUUACAAGUCAUAUGCCUGCGUUGAUUUCAAAGGAGCAGAGCUUCGUGACACCGGCAUCUGGGAGAGGAACCAGCCAGACAUCAGCAGGCGGACGCUGAACCUCGGGUCUGACGCAUCAUCCUUUCUCUCGGCCGGUGCAUUUGCCAGAUUCCACGCCCCUAAGGACAACAAUAUUCUUGCUCGAGUUGGCGUUAGCUUCAUAAGUGUUCAUCAGGCUUGCUCGAACGCGGAGCGAGAACAACCCGACUUUGAUUUCGAGGGCACCGUUUCCGCUGCUGAAUCAGCUUGGCGAAAGAAGCUGGAUGUUAUCUCUGUGGAUGCGGACGGAGUUUCGUCGGAUCUACAAACGGUCUUCUGGAGCGGAGCAUACCGAACAUUCAUCAGCCCCCAAGACUAUACCGGUGAAAACCCUCUCUGGAAAAGUGACGAGCCGUACUAUGACAGCUACUAUUGUAUAUGGGACUCUUUCCGGAGCAUUCACCCACUGCUGACCCUGGUUGACCCUUUCUCACAAUCCCUCAUGAUGCGCAGCUUGGUGGACACCUAUAGACACGAAGGGUACUUGCCUGACUGUCGCAUGUCACUCUGCAAGGGAUUCACACAAGGCGGUUCCAAUGCAGAUGUGGUUAUGGCAGAUGCGUAUCUGAAAAAGGUUCCAGGUAUUGACUGGGACACCGCAUAUGAAGCUGUUGUCAAGGAUGCAGAGGUAGAGCCCAAAAACUGGGAUGUGGAAGGUCGCGGUGGCUUGCGGAGUUGGAAAAACCUCGGCUAUAUUCCUCUUGAUGACUCUGAUCCCGAUGGCCAAGGUACACACACUCGGAGUAUAUCGCGGACGGUGGAAUAUGCCUACAAUGACUUUUGCAUCGCCGAGAUGGCACAGGGCAUGGGCCACCAGGCCGACUAUGAGAAAUACACGAAACGGUCUGGAAACUGGGUCCACAUGUUCAAUCCUGACCAGAAGUCAAGCAUCAAGGGGGUCGACACCAACUUCACCGGAUUCCUACAACCUCGAUACACGAACGGCACAUGGGGCUACCAGGACCCGAUCUUAUGUAGUCCUCUAUUGGACUUCACCGGUUGUUAUCUCAAUCCUGAUGGCCACGAGACCUAUGAAGGUACUAUGCCCCCCCAUGACAUGGGCGCUCUUAUCAAGACGCUUGGCGGUGCCGAAUCCUUCACCUCUCGGCUCAGCUAUCUCCAUGACUCUGGUUUGCUCUACAUGGGAGAUGAACAGGCCUUCUUGCCCGUUUAUCAAUUCCACUACUCGGGACGACCAGGUCUCUCCGCAAAGCAGAGCCACUUCUACAUUCCAUCCCAGUUCAACACGACAGUGAAUGGUAUCGCCGGUAACGACGAUAGUGGAGCCAUGGGCUCAUUUGUUGUUCUGAACAUGAUGGGUCUGUGGCCAGUGCCCGGUCAAGAUGUUUACCUGGUCACUCCACCAUACUUCAAAGAAGUCAGCAUUCGAAAUGCCCUCACUGGAAAGGUCGCCACUAUCCGCAACAUUAAUUUCGACCCUAGUUAUGAGUCCAUCUAUAUCCAGAGCGCCAAGUGGAACGACAAACCUUGGACAAAGAAUUGGAUCACCCAUGACUUUUUCGUUGACGGCGGCGUUCUUGAGCUUGUGCUGGGACCUAAGGAGAGUGAAUGGGGAACUCAUAUUCAGGAUCUCCCGCCGAGUUUGAGUGAUUAUCGCUGA
This is a messenger RNA of Penicillium mononematosum, 2358 nucleotides long. RefSeq names its product glycoside hydrolase family 92 protein. The coding region runs from base 1 to 2358 and encodes 785 amino acids. Gene Ontology annotation, molecular function: carbohydrate binding; peptide-N4-(N-acetyl-beta-glucosaminyl)asparagine amidase activity. Gene Ontology annotation, biological process: protein deglycosylation; carbohydrate metabolic process; glycoprotein catabolic process. Gene Ontology annotation, cellular component: cytosol; nucleus. The transcript is spliced from 6 exons. The record is from RefSeq and is a predicted model, not a curated record. Lineage: Eukaryota; Fungi; Ascomycota; Eurotiomycetes; Eurotiales; Aspergillaceae.